AAUGCCAAAUCAUCCGACCCUAUUAAUUUCUAUGGAAUAACGUAUUAUCCAAGCAUAGAAAAAUACGUGGUGGUUAUAGAAUAUUUCGAAUAUGGAGAUCUUAGAGAUUAUUUAAAAUCCAAUUUUAGCGACUUGGAAUGGAAAUCAAAGCUCUAUUUACUUGAUUCCAUUGCUCGUGGUCUGUCAAAAUUACAUUAUUUUGAAAAAUCAAUUCACAAAGACUUUCAUACCGGUAAUAUUUUACAGACGAGACAAAUAGAUAAUGAAGGUAAUGAGAUUAUAAGAUCAAAAAUUUAUAAACCUAUAAUUUCAAAAGAAUCAAAGGAAGAAAUAUGCAAAGGCGUUCGACCAGAAUGUCCAGAAGGAACACCUGAAUGUUAUGUACAAUUGGUAAACGAAUGUUUGGAUACAGAUCCUGAAAAACGUCCAACCAUGGAUGUGAUUGAACGUGAUAUUGCAUACUGGAAAGAUAUUUGUAAUGGGAAUAUUGAAGAAUUAAGUGAUGAAGAAUUAGAGAUUCGAAAAGCUUUUGAAGCAGCAGAUAAACAGAUUCCAGAUAUUGCAACAAAUGCUUAUACAAACGUUCAUCCAAAGACAGCAUGGAAGAGUCAAUAUUUGAAAUUACCAAAGCUUCCAGUUGAAAGUGAAGAAACUCAAGAAAAUCACGAAGCUCAUCAUGCUGUAGAGACUAUAGAGACAGUACAGGAUUCAAA
Racocetra persica is the source of this 713-nucleotide messenger RNA. The record is from the annotation of a GenBank genome assembly. NCBI's taxonomy places the organism in Eukaryota, Fungi, Glomeromycota, Glomeromycetes, Diversisporales, Gigasporaceae.